AGCGCAUCCUAUGCUGUGGUCCCAUCAUGCCUUCUCCGUGCUAUGAAAUUAAUACAGCCACUGAAAGCAAUGUAGCACAACAAGGCCACAUACUCGGCUCACAGAACGCGUUUGUUUGACGUUGUUUUUCUUUGCACUGGAGACGACGAAUGUUUAUUACACAGAUAUGACAAACCGCGGCUGUCGACAGAAUUCGUCAGCCCAUUUUCAUCAAAAUGCCCAAAUAACCAGUUGAGUUUGGACCUCAAAAUCUUCAUGAAAGACGUGCGUUCAAUGCGCCUGUGGUGGCCAUGGACGCCUUUAGCCAGAUCAUCCUUGUCAUCGCGGUGGUCAGUUUCUUCACCUUCCAGUGGUUGUUCCACAGCGCCAGCCCCUGGGUCUCCUCCAGAGUGAGCUCCGGCUUCCUGAGGCUCAGCCACAAGCAGAGGAUCGAGUGGAACUCCAGGACGGUUUCCACAUUUCAUGCCCUGGUGGUUGGGCUCUUCUGCCUCUACAUCCUGUUCUUUGAUGACGCUGUCAAUCAAGAUCCAGUGUGGGGUGACCCUACACUGGUCAAGAUAAAUGUGGGUAUCACCACUGGCUACCUCAUAUCUGAUCUGCUGCUCAUAUUUUACUAUUGGAGGGCGAUAGGGGACAAGUUUUUUGUAAUUCACCACCUGGCAGCAUUGUAUGCUUACUACUAUGUACUGGGCCAAGGAAUGUUGCCUUAUUUUGCUAACUUCCGUCUGCUUGCAGAGUUUUCAACCCCGUGUGUUAACCAGCGCUGGUUCUUCGAAGUGUUAGGUUACCCCAAGUCGUCGCGGCCCAACAUCGCCAACGGGGUUCUGAUGGCCGCCAUCUUCUUCCUGGUGCGCAUCGCGGUGAUGCCCGUCUACUACACGCGCAUGUGGGCCGUCUACGGCACCGAGGCCUUCUACCGAGUGCCCUUCGGCGGCCGCGGGGCCUGGAUCUUCUCCAGCAUCUGCCUGGACAUCAUGAACGUCAUGUGGAUGCACAAGAUCGCGCGCGGCUGCUACAGGGUGAUGCGGUCGCGCCACGGCCAUGGCGGCCACGACAAGAAACUAGCCACUGCCGCAGCCUCAGCCCCACUGCCUCAGGAGAACGGCAAGACCGAUUGAAAACUGAAAAAGUAUAAGGCGCACUGCACCACCACACGUGAGGAUGUUGAAACUUUGCUUUUUAAGUACAGUACACCCCCAACCCCAAUGCCCAAUGGACCUCCGUUUUUGUUCUCUUUUUUUUGGAUGGAAGGACUGAGAAGAGAUUCUUCUUGUUAUUCUUCUCAAUGCACAAGGGUUUCUUCCCCCUUUUUGUUUUGUUUUGUUUUUCUUUGACUUCCGUCCUAUCCUGGUUUCAUUGGCAUGAGCCCACAACUUUUUUUUUUACUGCUGUCAGGUUGGAUGGACACUGCAUUCUGGCGUUGACAUGUGAAGUGUCUUUUUUUUCUCCUCGAAAAAGAAUUCCCACCCCCUCCUGUCAGCAAUACUCCCAGUGCAUGGCCAAGUCUAAGUUUGUUGUUUGUUUUAAUUUAUUUUCAAUUAUUGUUUUGUGCUUUUCAAAAAAAAAAAAAAAGUAUGGCUCUUGAUAAAGUUGACCCUUUCUGUCUGCUCAUGACUCAUUCGAUGAGAGCCACACAGCGUUUGACACGAUACACUCUACCUAGAGACCUAGAGACUCCUGUGCUCCUGUGGCAAGGGAGUGUUGUUUACUUUCUUUUUAAAAAUGAGAAUGAGAAUUGUGUGCACAUCCGUACCCACUCUUUUUUGUAUUCAUGCUACGGUUGCUGCCUAUACAUGUAAAUUAUUGGGACGUGAGCAUGGAGCGGUAAGCUAAUCAUUUUUUUUUUAUUACUAUUAUUUAACACACCAAAUUGAUAUUGUCAACCUGCUUAAAUGUCCUGCCCAGCACACCCCCCCCCAAAAAAAAAAAUAUAAGGAAAAGCUAGGAAACCAAUGCCAGACCUCAGAGAAAAAGCUAUACCCCAGUGAUCACUGACGGCAUUGGCCACUUAAAUUAGGAAAAAAAGGUCUACCUAGCUGUGCAUGGUGCAGUUGGGGCCACAAAUCUUCAGGAAAUCAUUCAUCCAUGAUCCGUCCACACCAGGAGGGGUGCAUUCUGGACUCACUAAUUAGUCUGAUUUUUUCCGUUUUAUUUCACUUGAAAGCCCUGCAGGUACUUCCGACAGACGACAUAAAACCCCACAUUGCUUGCCAACUGAAGGACUGUACAAUCUCUGGAGGUGGACGACGUGUCCGAUGCUAUCUCUCACACCUUGAGGUGUUGAGGAGUAAAAGUGAUGGUCUUACACAGUAUCUGAUGGAAAAAAAAACAUCAGUUUUCUCUGUACAGUCAGUAGUUGCAUGAUGCAGUCUUGUUCUCUAAAUUUAAUUACAGUUUUGACAUGUGGGAAAAAAGCAUUGGGGAGAGCCGGUGUUAUACUUUUGUUAAUAUUAUGAUUUAGCUUGUUCUGUAAGUGUAUUCCAAUCAGUACUGAACUUGAAUUCUUUUUUUAAGUGAUUAAAAGGGUUAAAGGGACAUUGAGGUAUAAAAAAUGGCAAAACUAUGAAAGUUAGUUUAUGGUGAAUGUGCCCUCCGGGCCUCCGUAUGAGCCUUUUUGGUUUAUGUUUUAUGUUAUAAUCUGUGUGAAAAAAAUAUGUCUACAUCAUACACAUAAUUUAUUUAAACCAGUUUCACACUGGAGUCGCAUGUCAAAGUGUAGUACCUACCGUACAUAUUUAUUCUUUUAAAAAGGAAAUUAUAUGGAUGACAAAUACAGGUGUUUGUGAUGUAUCUACUGUAGAUAUGUAUUUAUGGGAAGCGUUCACAAUACCAUUUAUAUUCCUUAUGAUCAAUUGCGAAUGUGACUGAUAGAGUUGGCUUGUGUGGAGGGUAUAUUGAGUAUGCACAUACUACAUCUAUAACAAACGGUUGGAGGUAUCCGCCGAUGUUAAAAACUUUUUACAAAAUGAAUGAGUAUUUAAUGACAGUGAAGGAGAAGAAUUCUUGGGAGGUUCUUUUUUUUUAUUUUAAAUGAAACAAUCCAGCAAAAAUACUGUACUUGAAUUAACGCCCAAGUCUUUUGCCCACCCCUUAGCAUAGCUGUCUCUUUAUUCACUCUGCACAACUUCAAUCUGCAUUUACUGUAUGCCUCCAUGAAUUAUUAGAGAUUUGCUUUUCGUUCUGGUUGCCUUAUUUUCAAACAUUAUUUUUUUAUACUACUGCACAUUACUAUUUUGUUACGUAUUGUUCAGUGUCCACAUGUACAUUUGACUCCCAUAUUUUCCUUUACCAAUGAUUUGUAUGCCUUUCUUCAUUUGUCCUAAGAAAAUGUGAUGAUAAACUUGUAUACCGGUCAGGGAGAUUCAUAGAGAAUAUUAUACAGGAGAAAUGUUUAACAGUGUACUUACCAGCCCUACCAGCAUAGCCUAAGUCUUAGCAUGAUCUUACCGAACUGUUGUUUGUUUUAUGUGAAAACAUAAAUUCAGAUUCUGAUAAACAAAAGCCAAACUAUCUAAUAAGGGGUCAUGGUGAAAUGUAAAUGAUCAUGUUUUCUUCUGUCACACCGACACACGCACAUUGCAUGCUAAACAGCAUUGCCAGACUAUUAGUUUGCUUGCAUUCUGUACAGGGACUUGAGCACUGUAUAUCAUGCCAAAUAGACUUUAGUAAUAUGAUUAUUAUAUAUGUAGACACAAUCAACAAUACACAAGUGAAGUUUUUUUCUGUGUAGUAAAGAAAUGGCAUGUCCAUUCUUUGGCAAUGCUUUCACUUUUCAUUUCACAACAUUUAGAUUUGCAGUGUUACUAGGAUCGUCGAGAUGUUCAUAACCCCCCUUUUUUUGUUUUGUUGAAUGUUGAUUCAUUGUGUGGGAUGCAUGAAUGGAUAUUCUCCGCCAAUAUAUUACAUUGGAUGGAUCUUGAUGCUUGACCUAUAAACUUGUCCAGAAAAAUGUGACCCAAUCUCUUACAUGCAUUGUCAACUUUUUAAAAAAACGUUUGUUCACUGUACACACACAAAGCGUAGUGCAUUGGAAUGAAAGAUGUCACUAUUUCUUAAUGUGCUUUUCUCCAUUUUAUUUUUCCGUUGUUUUAGUUCCGUUGGGCCUUUGCAAAACAAUACUGUAAACAUUUACAAAAAGACAAGUUUUUUGUAAUGUUCUGUUUCCUCAUGUCUUGUGUUGAGCAUGGGCAGAGGCAUCACCUUGUGAUGUGACCUCCCGGAUUGUUUACACCCACUAACCAAAGUGUUGGGUCUCCGUAAAGGCCUCAUGUUCCCUCGGUGUAAAGACUUAUUUACCUGAUGGACGGCGAGCAUGUUCAUUUGUCAGCACUGGUUCUAUUUAUUUGUUUUAAUGUCUUGUUUUAAUUUCCUUUGGGAUGUUUGGUUUUUUGUAUUCAUUUUGAAACUGACCUUGUAAAGCCAUUUGCCUCAAUAAAGCAAUACAUCCACGAUAA
Engraulis encrasicolus (European anchovy) is the source of this 4454-nucleotide messenger RNA. It is a transcript of the gene tlcd4a, whose product is annotated as TLC domain containing 4a. Lineage: Eukaryota; Metazoa; Chordata; Actinopteri; Clupeiformes; Engraulidae. The coding region runs from base 291 to 1118 and encodes 275 amino acids. Gene Ontology annotation, cellular component: membrane; endoplasmic reticulum. The record is from RefSeq and is a predicted model, not a curated record. The transcript has 7 exons. Gene Ontology annotation, biological process: lipid homeostasis.